GUGGACGCGGAAAUCACGAGUGGUCGCCAAUCAAAACAGCAGCGAACGGCGAAGAACAAACAACGCUGCAUUCCAGGGUGAUUUCGGCGUCCAAGUGCGUAUCGGCGAGUGGAAUCGGCUGCCGACGGCAGUUGAUGUUUGAUUGAUGGCGUCUUCGGCGCCCGCGGGCACCGGCGGCGAGUCGGCGCCGGUGCCUCCGCUGGCGCAAAUCACGCCGGCCAAGACGCAGACCGUCCUCAGCGACGUGCUCCUCUCGAGGCCCAGGCUGCAGGACCUGGUGCGCGAGGUCGACCCUGCCGAACAACUCGACGAAGAGGUUGAGGAAAUUCUGGUGCAGCUGGCCGAUGAGUUUGUGGAGAACACGGUGAGCGCCGCCUGCCUCCUGGCCAAGCACCGCAAGGCGACCACUGUUGAGGUCAAGGACGUGCAGCUGCACCUGGAACGCAACUGGAACAUGUGGACACCUGGCUUCGGCACCGACGAGCUUCGUCCCUACAAAAGGGCCCCGGUCACCGAGGCCCACAAGCAGAGGCUGGCGCUCAUCAGAAAAACUCUCAAGAAGUACUGAGAUCGAUUUCCGGCUCUUUUCUUUCCGUGUCUUGUUUUUGCUGGAUAACACAAUAAAUGAGAUGGAACUUGUAAGAUUUUUUAAAAUG
This is a messenger RNA of Neocloeon triangulifer, 656 nucleotides long. RefSeq names its product transcription initiation factor TFIID subunit 12 (gene Taf12). The coding region runs from base 146 to 568 and encodes 140 amino acids. Gene Ontology annotation, biological process: RNA polymerase II preinitiation complex assembly; DNA-templated transcription initiation. Gene Ontology annotation, cellular component: SLIK (SAGA-like) complex; transcription factor TFIID complex; SAGA complex. The record is from RefSeq and is a predicted model, not a curated record. The transcript is spliced from 2 exons. Lineage: Eukaryota; Metazoa; Arthropoda; Insecta; Ephemeroptera; Baetidae. Gene Ontology annotation, molecular function: DNA binding; protein heterodimerization activity; TBP-class protein binding.